Messenger RNA from Drosophila montana, 8686 nucleotides. RefSeq names its product Jumonji, AT rich interactive domain 2 (gene Jarid2). Lineage: Eukaryota; Metazoa; Arthropoda; Insecta; Diptera; Drosophilidae. The coding region runs from base 452 to 7729 and encodes 2425 amino acids. The record is from RefSeq and is a predicted model, not a curated record. Gene Ontology annotation, cellular component: chromatin; nucleus. Gene Ontology annotation, molecular function: DNA binding. The transcript is spliced from 4 exons. Gene Ontology annotation, biological process: chromatin remodeling; regulation of gene expression.
CUCUAAUGUCAUGGCGGACACAAAGCAAAGCGGUGGGGAAAAAAAAUUAUGUGCAAGCAGAAUGAAAAAUCUAACGUAAAAAAAUUAAAUUUUUCUGCGGCCAGUGAAAUGUAAACUUAUGAUGUGUACGAUAACAAUAACAGUGAGACAAUAAUGUAUAUUUUAGUGUAACAAUUAUAAUGCGUACGGCUAGGUGAAGUAAUAAAAAUAUGACGCGAAAAUAUGAUUUCAACUUCGUGCAGGCACCACCAACAAAAUCAGUGUUUGUAAUGUCAGUGGAAAAUUGGCAAUUGCGUACGUUUAUGUAAAUGCAGAGAACGGGGGAUAAAAACAAAUUGCGAUUGCUACCAAAUAAAGAGUUUAUUAUUAACUGUGUAUUAACGAGCGCAUUCCCACUUCUCAGUGUCAGAGAAAUAUUGGGGAAAAAGAGGCGCGAAAAAUUCGCGACAAAAUGGUUGUCUCAAAAGACAACAAGCGUCGCCGUAAGGAAACCGAGACACCGCCAACGUCAUCGUCGGUGGCGGCGGCGGUGACUGUGGCUGUAGAGUCAUCACCCGAGAUGCCUAAAAGAACGAAGGUGCAAGCACAGCGUAAGUUCGCGCAAGGACAGAGCGCGCCCAGCGCUGCGGGCCCAUUCAGUGCCGCCAGCGUCGCGGCAGCUGCAGCGGCAGCGUCUGGACCAAGCACAUCCACAGAAAGCCACCAGCCGCCAAUUGAGAUAUUGCCGAACAAGUGUCCCAAGCCGCAGGAUUUUUUAACAUUUCUCUGCUUCCGCGGCACCUCUGCGCUUCCAGCCCACUUGGACUAUUUGAAUCAGGGCAAAUCCAAACCAAACGAGGUCCCGCCGAGCAGCGACGCCAACAAAAAGAAGAACAACAGCAGCAACAAGAAGAAACGCGGCAGACCUGCCAAAACUGCAACAGCGAAAGUUGCAGUUGAGCAACUGCAGCAGCAGCAGAUUCAGCAGGUGCAGCAGUUGGCGGCGAAUGAUAAAACGGCUAGUGAUAAAGUUGAGGCGGUGACGCCGCUGCCGGCGGCGCCUCUGCUGCUGGCGGGUGCCGUGCGCAAACGCGCCGAGGUGAUAGCUGAGGGAAAUAGACGAGGCGCAAGGCGUCCAGAGACAUUAAAACGUCGUUCGAAUCGCGCCAACAACAGGGAAAAGGAUGAUGAGCCCGAGCAUCAGAAGCGGGAUAAAGCUGAUGCAGCUGACCACAGCAAAGAGGAUGAGGAGGAUCAAGAGGAGGACGAUGACGAAUUCUUUUCGGCGCACGAUGCCAGCUCACGUAAUGGCGGCGCCGACGACACGCUUUCCAAGUCGGAAACCACGCAUUCGAAUGCCAAGCGCGGACGCAGCCAAGCGGCGAGCAGAAAGGCAGCUGCAUCUCAUUCACCAGCUGCCACGGACAACAGUGCCGGCAAGGAUAAGGAAAAGGGGCCAGUGAAGCGUGUGCGGCAACGUGAAUCGCCCAUAUUUAUACCAUCACCGGAAUCUUCCGGGCGCAUGACACGACAACGUGCUUUUUUUGAGCCCGUCAAGGUGCCGCCCAAGCAGGAGCCGCAGGACAAGGAGCAGCAGGACAAGGAGAAGGAUGUGCAGGAGCAGAAGAAACCACCUGCAGCGACAGAGCCCAAGAAACAACAGCCCGAGAUCGGCAAGGAGAAGACGAACUCCAGCAUUUAUGCCAAAGACGCGGCCAAGCAGCAGCUGGAAAAUGGAGGCACAGCAACAGCUGCAGCAGCUUCUGAACAGCAGAAGGGUCUCAAUGUGUUCGACUUUAGCUCCGAUGAUGAGCAGCCGCUGGCCAAGGCUAUAAAGCUGAAAAAGGGUGGCAAAAAGGGCGGAGCUGCAGGAGCAGGAGCAGCAGCAGCCACAACCAGCGUACGUGGACGCAAAUCAGCUGGCGGAUCGGCAAAAAAGCAGCAGCGGGAGGAAGAGAAGGCAGCUACGCCCGCCGCGGCCAGCAAAGCAGAAGAACAACCCAAAGCAAGGCGCGGCAAAGCGCUCAAAAAGAAAGCCGAGCAGCCGGGCGACGAAGAUGACGACGAGCAGGAGCCGGAGCCAGAGCCAGAGUCAACACCGCCCUCGCCAAAAAAGCAGGCCAACAACAAUGCGCGUCCAGUGCGUCGACAGGCGCAGGCCAAAGCCCAAAAAGCCAACGAGCGCUCGGCCAGUCCCAGUCCGCAGCGGAGUCAGCGACCGUCACGCAAAACGAAGGAGGCGGCGGCCAUCUACAUGGGCAUCAUUGGACACAAGCUGCAGCUGGCCGAUGACGAGGAGGAUGAUCUCUCGCUGAGCAGCUUUCCGGACAUACCCAAUGUCAAGCAAAUGGAGAAAAUGGAAAAGGAGAUGAAGAAAAAUGCGACGGGCAAAACGAGCGAGGCGCCUGCCUCAAAAAAGUCAAACAAACCAACAGCAGCAGCAACUGAAGCAACAGCUGCAGCUGCAUCUGCCGAGACGCAGUCGCAGUCAGCGCCUGAGCCGACAGCAGCGGCAGCAGCGCCGCCGGCCAGACGCGGACGACCGCCCAAGCAAGCAAAAGGUGGAGCUGGAGCAGGAGCAGCGACAGCAGCAGCGGGAAACGUCAAGCCACAGAUUGAGGGCAUGCUGGUAAAAAAGGGUGCGCUGGCGUUGGCAAAAGCCAAGUCCGAACAGCAAAAAAACCAACAACAACAACAACAACAGCAGCAGCAGCAACUACAACAAAAAGACGACUCCGAUGCGGAGGAGGAUUUUUUAAUCAACGAGGAGCUAAACGAAACGAAGCGCAAGCUGGAAAAGAGUUUUAGCGACUCCGACGAUGAGCCGCUGGCCAUAAAAGUGCCAACAGCAGCGGCCACUGCAGCAGCUGCCGCAGCAGCAGCAGCAGCAACAACAACACCUGCAGCAGCAGCAGAAACAACAACAACAGCCAAAGCCAGCAGCAGCAGCAGCAAAGCGGAGAAUGCAGCAGCAACAACAACAGCAGCUGCAACAACAACUCCAACAGCAGCAACAACAUCUGCAGCAGCAUCCACAGCAACAGCAACAGCAGCAGCCACAACAGCAACGACAACAAUUGUCAAACCACAGCUGAGCGCCACGCCCAGUGCCACGCCUAGUGCCACGCCCAACAACAGCCUGUCGAGCAGCACGCAUCUGACCAUGUUGCCGCUGACCGCCAAGCACAUGCCGUACUCCAUAUCGCCGCCCAGCUACGCAUCCGCCGCAGCCACCUUGAAGGCCAUGGAAAAGAAGUCGCCGGUGCCCACGUCGAAGAUACUCAAUGUGCCCGCCACGUAUGCGCUGCCAGGCGCUGGAGCUGGCGCGGGCGCUGUGGGCUUUGCCAAGACCUCGUCCUAUUUGCCGCAAGCAUCGCCGCACUAUCACACACCCUAUGUCCGGCCGCCCACAUUUAGUGCCGUUGCAGCAGCGGCUGCUGCGGCAGCUGUGGGCAACAAGACGCCGCAGCAGCAGCAGGCGACGACAACGCUGGCCACAGCGGGCACAGUGACAUCUCCACUCAAAUAUCAGACGCCGCCCACAACCUAUCCGCCGCCCAUCGAAGCCUAUCAAUGUCCCAAAAUAAAUCCCAACUUCUUAACGCCCAAAUACGAGCGCAGCAGCGUUUUGCCGCGCGCCAACAACAUCAACAUGAACAUGAACAUCAACAACAGCAACAGCAGUUCGACGGGCAACAGCAAUCUGCUUGGCAACAACAGUUUUGCGGCGCCGACAGCCGCGCGUGGCACGCUCAACAGCCUGACGACGCCCGUGGCAGCUGCCCCAAAAAGUGUUGCAGUUAGUCAAAGUCAAAGUCAAAGUCUUAAUCUCAGUCUGACUGCAACGCCGACGGCUGUGGCAUCCACAUCAGCAGCAGCAGCUGCCGCCGCACAGCAGCAACAACAACAACAGCAGCAGCAGCAGGUGUCGCCAGGGGCGCCAACCACGCCCACAGCAACGCCUGCAACUCAGCCCAGCAGCAGCAGCAACAAUAACAACAACGGCGGCAGCAGCAACAACAACAACAACAAUGCAGAUCCACUUAAAGAUGAAAUUGGCAGUAUCUUGGCCCAGGCGACGCUCAUGCCCAGCAAGGAGGAGUCGGGCAAAAUCUUUGGCAUAGCCAGCGUUAGUCUGGCGCAGAGCUCCGGCCCGGACAACACCAAGUGCACGCUGGGCAAAUGCGGUUCCAUACACAAACCGGUGCUGGGUCCGGUGGUGCCCACCGAGGGCUACUUUGGCGAUCAGCUGACCAGCAAGGAGCGGCGCAAGGCCAAGGUGAAUAUGACGCACGAGCAGAUACAAAAGUGGCUUAUCGAGUGCAGCUCGAAUCCGGACGAGAUCCAGGAUGAUCUAGACGAUGACUACGAUGACAGCCUGCGUCCGCAGCAGGCGCAAACGCCGCCAGGUCCCACGCGCGACGACAAGGAGAGCACCAGCUUCAGCAGCUCCUCGAAGAACACGCGCGGCGAGCUGGGCAAAAGCGAGAGCGCCUGGUCAGCCAAGGGCCCAUCGCUAAAGGCCACCCCGGUGCUGGUUAGCACAGCGGCAGCAGCUGCCACAGCUGCGUGCAAUCGCAAGGAGACGGAAACGGACCCGGACACGCUGGACUUUGACAAGUGCGUGACGCCCGUGAAUCUGACGCAGAAAACACAGCUGGAGCCAGCUACUGCUGGCGAGAAGAAGCUUAGCGAGAAGAAGCUCAAGAAUGCAGCCAGCAAUAGCGUCAAGGCGGCGGCAGCAACAGCUACUGCGGGCAGCAAACGCAGCUCUGCGGCGACUUCAACGCCAAGCGCCACCCCAACUCCUCCGCCGCCGAGCAAACAGAAGGCGGCCAACAAGAAGCAGGCAAAUGCGGCUGCAGCUGCGGCUGCAUCAAAACUGUCCACGCCGCCGCCCACCAACAGCAGCAGCAGCAACAACACGCCGGCAACAGGACCGACAACGCCGGCGAAGCGCACGCCCGUCUAUCAGAGCCAGAGCAAGGGCAAAGCCCAAACGCAGGCGCAGGACAACAAACAGCAGCAGUCGGGCAAAGCGGCCGAAAAGACUUCCGUGUAUGCCUUCGGCAAGGAUGAGGAAGCAGCCGCAACUGCUGCGGGCAAAGCAACAAAUCGACGUCGCAACGCGGACAACGAGUCGGCGGCGCCGCCGCCUGCGCUCAGCGAGCGUUCGCCCACAAAGAAACGCGCAGCUGCAACAGCGGCAGCGACGGCGGUUCAACUGACGCUCAGUCCCACGGAUAAGCUGGAGAAGCCCAAGGCAGCAGCCGCAGCAGCGCGCAAAAAGCAACAGCAACAACAACAACAGCAGCAACAACAACAACAACAACAACAACAGCAACAACAGGCAACAGCAGCCGCUGCAGCAGCAGCAAAAACAGCUGCUAGCGCUGGCGGAGAUUCGGACGCAGAGGGCGCCACCUUCUAUAUACCACUGCUGCAGGGAGCCAGCGGCGGCGGCGAGGGUGGCAUUCAAGGCGUAGCCGUCAAGCUGGGACGCGAGGGACCCGAUGGGCCCAACCAGAAGGUGGUCAUGCAGGCGACGCUGGUCACGAAGGCGCAAAUGGACACGAACUCCGCCAAGCCGAUGCCGGACAAUGAGCUGGUCAAAACGCUGCUGAAUGCGGCGAAUGAUUCAGCUGCUUCUGCAACCGCCGGCAACAGUCUAAAAGCCAGCACCUCGGCAGCAGCAGCUGCGGCGGCGGCGGCAGCGACGGCGGCAGCUGGUGGCCUGGUGCGCGUCAAUUCCAAUUCGUCGCUCUUCUCCGGCUCCGGCAAGUCGCGUACAGCUGCUGCAGCAGCGGCUGCGACGAACGCCCUGGCCAAGAAGUACAAAGACGAUACGCCAAUUAAGAUGGCCAAUAACACGGCAUUCCCGCGACACGAUGAUCCCACGCAGAUGGUCGAGGCGCCCAUAUUUAAGCCCACCGAAAAGGAGUUUGCCGAUCCCAUCGAGUUCAUUGAGCGGAUCACGCCCAUUGCAGCCAGAUUUGGCAUCUGCAAGAUCAUACCGCCGGCCAGCUUCAAGCCCGAAUGCCGCAUCUCGGACGAGAUGCGCUUCACGGCGUACAACCAAUACGUGCACAAGAUGCUGCAUCGCUGGGGACCCAGUGCCAAGGAGCUGAGCGCAAUCAAAAAGUAUUUGGCCACGCAGAGCAUUGUGAUGAAUCAUGCACCCUGGAUUGGCGGUAUGGAGGUGGAUCUGCCGCGUCUGUAUCACACGGUGCAGGAGCUCGGCGGCCUCAAAGAGGUCAUCGAGAAGAAGAAGUGGGCGCGCGUGGCCGAAGAGAUGUGCAUACCGAAACUGGCACAGGAUCGGGUGACCAAACUGGAUGACAUCUACUGCAAGUAUUUGUUGCCCUACGACACGCUCUCCCCGGCGGAAAGACAGAAGCUCUUUGACGAAGUCGAAGCGGACUGGGCUAAGCGUGAGGCACGCGCCCGCCGCAAUGCGGAUCGUUUUGUGAAUAGCACCGAGAGCGUUUCGAACGAGGAGGACGAUGUGUCCACGGACGAGGAUGAGGAGUCCGAGGAGGAGAUCGACGGCGUUUCCAUGGAGUGCAUUGUCAAGGGUCGCAGCAUGGCGCUCAGCCAAUUCUAUCGCAUAGCGCGCAAUACAAUGGCCCUCUGGUUCAAGAGCACCGAUCCCACGGUCAAUGAAGUGGAGGCGGAAUUCUGGCGCCAUGUUGCCGUGCGCGACAGUCAUGUGUGUGUGCAUUCCGGGUCCAUUGAUAGCUCCGGCUGGGGCUAUGGUUUUCCCAGUCCGGGGCCGAAGGGAAAGGGCUCGAAUUAUGCGCGCCAUCCCUGGAACCUUAAAGUACUGACCAACAAUGCGAGUUCUGUGCUGCGCUCUCUGGGACCUGUUAUGGGCGUUACGGUGCCAACGCUCCAUGUGGGCAUGCUCUUCUCCGCCUGCUGUUGGUAUCGUGAUCCGCACGGUCUCUCGUGGAUUGAGUAUCUGCAUACGGGCGCCUCCAAGCUGUGGUAUGGCAUACCCGACGACCAGAGCGCCAAUUUCCGUUCGGCGUUGACCUCGCUGAUACCGACGCACUGUCAGAACAAGACGAUCUGGUUGCCCUGUGAUACGGUGAUGGUGCCUCCGCACAUGCUGACCGAUCGCGGCGUUUCCCUGUGCCGCAUCGAGCAGAAGCCGGGCGAGUUCAUUGUUGUCUUUCCGCGCGCCUAUACCUCCAGCCUGGCCACGGGCUAUGUUGUCUCGGAGAGCGUUUAUUUCGCUACCAUGUCGUGGCUGGAUUUGGCCAAAGAUGAUUUCAGGGACAUUCAUGAGAGCUGCGAACCGGCCAUGUUCUCUUUGGAGCAGCUGCUCUUCGCCUUGGGCUAUGAUCAGCGCGUCAAUUCGGACACAUUACAGCAGAUGCUGCCCAUGCUAAACGAGGUCUGCGAGAAGGAAUCGGCGGCACGCGAGCAGCUCAGAGCCGCUGGCGUCACAUCCACCGAAAAGGUGCAGGCGGAGAAGGGCCAAAAAGCGAAAAAGCAGCAGCAGCCGCCUCACAAAUCAAUCGAGAGCGAAUGCGAUCUGUGCCGCGCAAAUCUGUAUAUAUCGAUGGUGCGCACCGAGGAGGGCAACGUCUACUGCCUGCAGCAUGCUUUAAAAAAUCUCAACAACGGCAAUAUUCAAGCCAAGCAAUGCAAACUGAUUUAUGCGUAUAAUGUGGACGACAUACAGCAGCUGAUACGCCAGCUCCAGGAGAAGAUUCAGCACAAGGCGGCCGUCAAGAAAAAGUAGCAUCGUCGGCGUCGCUACUAAACCAGCGCAAUAAAGAUUAAUGAGGAGAUAAACGAUCCAAAACAAUUUAAACGGCAGCGUUUAAAAAUAUUUGUACAUACGGCUACAUAUGCAUAAAUGUAUUUAUAAAUAUUGUAGUAUAUAUAUAUAUAGAUUUGUAGGUUUUUCAGCGUGGCAAUGCUUGCAAUUUCACUAGUUUAUACAGACAUAAUUAUAUAUGCAACGAUUUGUGUGUAUAUAUAUAGCAACUAAUAUGUUUAAGUAACGCGUUUGCAAUGAAUUUUGUUUUCCAUUUUCUUUUGUUAUUACUUGAGAACAUAUAUAUCCUGUGUGUUAUUGAUUGUAUAUGUAUAUAUAUAUACUAAAAAAAAUCAACUUAGGAAUUAGUUAGUCUACGAUUAAGUCAAAGAGCUCGCCUCGGUUAAUACAAAGAUUUAAGCACACUGCUAACGAGUGGCAAUUUCUACUACCUUUUUAUACAACAUAAUACAUAAUAUAUGAUUAACACUUACCAUAGGCAACAUAUAGACAUCUAACGUGAACGGGAGUCGUAGUCUUAGACAGCAUUACAAUAGCAAUAGAUGUGGGCCCAGAGCCGUACGCGAAACUAAACUAAAGCAAUUACUUCCUAAACGCCUGUCAAAUCUUGCAGCUGAUAAAGCGUUACAAUUUUUAGAUGUUCCAAUUUGAUGUAAUUUUAAAUAUACACAUACAAACAUAUAUAUCAUCUACCAGUGCUAUAGCAAACGGAUAAACACACUCAACACACACAAUUUUGACAAACCAAAAUAGCAAUAAAAAGCAACCAUAAGGCAGUCGGUCCAUUUUCCAAUUGGAAAUGGCUAUAAAUGUGAAGAACUUUAACUUAGAUGUUCUAUGUAUUUAUAUAGUUGUAAAAUUGUAAUACAAUAUUUAAAUAACAAGUGCAACAAUAAAUCUUAACUCGAAAUAUUACAA